AUGAUUACUGAACCAGGUGUAAACGGGCUUUCGGGUCCCAUCAAUCGGACCCGUUUACCCGAUCAAUCCUCGUCGUUACUCCCGAAUCACACCUUCACUCCGGUGACACUAUUCGACGGUUUCAACUACAAUCAUCUCUCCGAUCACAGGAACACCGGGUUGAUCACAGCGCCGGAGAAUUCUGUUUUUCCUCAGGAAGAAGAAGAAGACCCGGCGGAUGAUUUCGACUUCUCCGACGCCGUUUUGGGGUACAUUAGCCAGAUGCUUAUGGAGGAAGACAUGGAGGAUAAAGCCUGUAUGCUCCAAGAGUCUCUCGAUCUCGAAGCCGCAGAGAGAUCGCUCUACGAAGCCAUCGGCAAAAAAUAUCCUCCUUCCCCAGAACGGAACUUAGCUUUCGCUGAACGAAUCAGCGAAAACCUCGACCAUGUAGUCCCGGGAAACUACACAGGAGAUCGUAUCGGCUCAGGCGGGUUUUUCGUCGGAAACGACGGAAUCAAGCCUCUGAGUGGUUUCACUCUGGAUUUCCGAAAUCCUCAGAGUCGUUCCUCGGUUCUAAGCGUUCCGCAAUCUUCGUAUUCCCCUUCCGAUGGUUUAGACGAAUCGUCGAACACUUUAUAUCCCGGAGCGAAUCGAGAGAAUCAAUCUGUGUGGCUGUUUAGGCGUGAGAUUGAAGAAGCUAAUCGGUUUCUUCCCGAGCAAAAGGAGACGAUUGUGGAUUUCAGAGAGGAAAACUGUAGAAGCAAAGUACGGAAAAACCCUAACCGAGACGAGAUUUGUGUGGAAGAAGAGAGAUUUAGCAAAUUACCAGCAGUGUUUCCGGAAACCAUUUUGAGAUCAGAUGUGGUGGAUAAGAUCUUGGUUCACGUCCCAGGAGAAGAGAGCAUGAAGGAGUUCGACGCGUUGCGUGAAGUCCUGAAGAAAGGAGUCGAGAAGAAGAAGAAAGCUUCACUGCCUCAGGAAGGGAAGAGACGAGCGAGAGGAAGAGGAAGAGGACGAGGAGGAGGAGGAGGAGGGCAAAAUGGGAAAACAGAAGUUGUGGAUUUGAGAAGUCUAUUGAUACAUUGUGCUCAAGCUGUUGCAGCUGAUGAUCGUCGUUGUGCUGGUCAGUUGUUAAAACAGAUUCGGGAGCAUUCGACGCCGUUCGGUGACGGAAACCAGAGACUUGCUCAUUGUUUCGCUAACGGUCUCGAGGCCCGGUUAGCCGGAACCGGGAGCCAGAUUUACAAAGGAAUGGUGAGUAAACCGAGAUCCGCUGCGGCUGUGCUUAAGGCUCACCAGCUUUACCUCGCGUGUUGCCCUUUUAGGAAGCUCUCUUACUUCAUAUCCAACAAGACGAUACGUGAUCUCGUUGGGAACUCGCAGCGUGUCCACGUCAUUGAUUUCGGUAUUCUUUACGGUUUCCAAUGGCCGACUCUGAUUCACCGGUUUUCGAGGUAUGGCUCGCCGAGGCUUAGGAUAACCGGGAUCGAGUUUCCGCAGCCCGGUUUUCGUCCGGCGCAGAGGGUUGAGGAGACCGGUCAGAGGUUAGCAGCGUAUGCUAAGCAGUUUGGUGUGCCGUUUGAGUAUAAGGCCAUUGCUAAGAAGUGGGAUGCUAUUAAACUUGAGGAUCUUGAUAUCGACAGGGACGAGGUUAUCGUUGUGAAUUGCUUGUACCGGGCUGAGAAUUUGCAUGACGAGUCGGUUAAAGUGGAGAGUUGCAGAGACGCGGUUCUUGAUUUGAUCGGGAAGAUUAAACCGGAUCUUUUCGUGUUCGGCAUUGUGAACGGUGCUUACAACGCGCCGUUCUUUGUGACAAGGUUCAGAGAGGCUCUGUUUCAUUUCUCGUCGAUUUUCGACAUGCUUGAGACGAUUGUACCGAGGGAAGACGAGGAGAGGAUGUUUCUUGAGACGGAGGUGUUUGGGAGAGAGGCGUUGAAUGUGAUUGCCUGCGAAGGUUGGGAGAGAGUGGAGAGGCCUGAGACGUAUAAGCAGUGGCAUGUCAGAGCUAUGAGGUCAGGGUUGGUGCAAGUUCCGUUUGAUCCAAGCAUUAUGAAGACGUCUUUGUAUAAGGUCCAUACGUUUUACCACAAGGAUUUUGUGAUCGAUCAAGAUAACCGGUGGCUCUUGCAAGGCUGGAAAGGACGGACCGUUAUGGCUCUAUCGGUUUGGAAACCAGAGUCCAAGGCUUGA
This is a messenger RNA of Microthlaspi erraticum, 2169 nucleotides long. NCBI's taxonomy places the organism in Eukaryota, Viridiplantae, Streptophyta, Magnoliopsida, Brassicales, Brassicaceae. The record is from the annotation of a GenBank genome assembly.